This is a messenger RNA of Penicillium olsonii, 1068 nucleotides long. Lineage: Eukaryota; Fungi; Ascomycota; Eurotiomycetes; Eurotiales; Aspergillaceae. The record is from the annotation of a GenBank genome assembly.
AUGGCUGGCAGAGAGUCAUCCAGGUACCUUUCAAGGGCCCUGCCCCGAGCUGUAGCUCCUUCAAUUCGCCCCCAGGGCUUUUUAUUGCGCCGCAAUGUCUCCGAUGAGGCCCCGGCCAGGCGUCUGUCAGACCAUCUGACCGAUCUGGAAUCGACAUCCUCUUUUUCCACGCCGGUAGCAGCCAGUGCCGCAGGUUCAUUUGAUCCGCUUGCACGAGCAGCCGCUCGCAAGACCAAGCUUCCCCGAGGCCGAUACCAAUUCCGUUCUCCCAAAUAUGAUCGUGGUCCUCUCCACCCUCACCAACCGCCUCCAGAAUCCCACCCCUCCUCCCGGUUGUUCGUCCCAGGUCCUUUCUCCUCCCCCCGUGCCGAGCAGAGCUACGAAUCCACCGUCGCCCCGGACAUCAUGACCCUGUGCUACGUCCACACACCCCCCGGCUUCAAGCCUCCUCCCAAAGCGCCCCGUCUCCGUGAAUGGGACGACAGCUCACCAUACCACAAGAACCGUGUUCUCCGCGGCCCCCGUGGUGGUGAUGUCCUGCGUCUUCUCCGCAAGCCCAUCAAGUUCAACAACAUUCCAGAAAUCGAGCGCAUCACCAUUCACAGCUACGUGAAGAAUGCCGCGGCCGAGAACUCGACUUGGUUGCACGUCGCUGGUAUUGCCGUCCAGGCUAUUUCCAACAUGCGUGUUGAGACUUUCAAGUCCAAGUCCAGUGUUGCUACUUGGGGAAUUCACCCCGGUCGUGACACUGUGGCUGUUAAGGCUGAGCUGUUCGGCGAGAACAUGUACCACUUCCUUGGUAAGCUGGUUGAUGUGGUUCUGCCCCGCAUCAAGGACUGGGAAGGUGUCAAGGGUUCUUCCGGUGACAGCAGUGGUAACAUUACUUUCGGUCUGGAGCCUGAGAGUGUUGCUUUGUUCCCGGAGAUCGAAGUCAACUACGAUAUGUACCCUCCCAAGAUGAUUCCUGGAUGCCACAUCACUCUCCACACCUCCGCCAAGACUGAUAAGGAUGCUCGUCUCCUCCUGAGCGCAAUGGGCCUGCCUUUCUACGGAAAGAUCGUUAACUAA